Dicrocoelium dendriticum is the source of this 2725-nucleotide messenger RNA. The record is from the annotation of a GenBank genome assembly. NCBI's taxonomy places the organism in Eukaryota, Metazoa, Platyhelminthes, Trematoda, Plagiorchiida, Dicrocoeliidae.
CCACUAGGUGUUGAAUCUGUUGUACGGCCUCGAUCUAAAGAUUCUCGGUUGCUGGUAGUGGGUACGGAACGUCCACAAUGGAAUUUGUGCAUCUGGUAUGUACAUAAUGAUCAUGCCACACUUUUCAGAUGUGCGUCUUCGUGCAACUGUUUGCAGAUGAUGGCUACAAGCGGCAUGCUAUCUGUAUUCAGAAUGCGAGCAUCUCUUUCAAUUUGAGCAUUGCAUUGCCCCGCUACUAUGGGCGCACGUAUGCGGAAAUUCAAAGAUUCCCCAUAUUACAUGGGAACAUCACUUCUUCCGCUCUGGAAUAUGUCACACCGCACCUCCAGUGGUCACAAGGAGUAGUGAUAUACGAGUACUGGUGUGUGAGUUGUUGACGGCCAUAACUGCGGUUCUCUACUCUUCCACCAACUCCACUCCUACUUUGUGGGCCAGUCUCUAGACUCCCGUCAUGGCAUUGAGAUGCUUCAUCAAGAAGUGAUUCAAGUACAGUAUAACCUCCAAAAUUGACCUCUUCCCUAUGUUGACCACCAUUUCAUAGCUUGCACAGUCACUAUUUAAACCCUAAGGAACCAGACCUAUAUGACAGUCAGUAAUAAUUCAACCUCCCUAAGUCGACCAUUUAAGGUCUUACCAUCCAAUGGUUCCCUAAUGGCUCGUUUGUUCCCAUAACACGGUGUGCAGCGGGACUGCAGUUCGUGGACGUUUGACCCCCAAAUCAGUGUACAUUACGUCUAAGAAUACAGUGUGUUCUCUGUGUGUAGCUGUAUGUGCGUGUUUACCCCCCGUCAAAGUUUAUCCGCACGUGUAGUACCCAGAUCAAUGUACUUCCCCACAGCUCCGCGCCCACAGAAUGAUCUAGAAUGAUUUGUGUUCAACCUCCCUCAACUGUCCACAGGCAAGCUUUCGUCUAGCUGUAAGAACAUGCGUCCACUCUUCGCACAGGCCGUAAUCUGUUUCAGUGAAUGUCAAACCCUCGAUUAACAACCAGAUCUAACCACCAGUUCGUUAGCACCUUGGAUUGUGGUGAAAUUGACGUUACGCUCAUAUUGAUUGCGGAGCGUUUAUUCGGCUCUUUUUGUUGUUAGCCAGAGAGUGAAACCAAUUGCGGUUUGUUAUUGUAUGUAAUUAAUGUUACGUAAAUGGAACCUUAGAUCCACUCCUUGCUCUGAACAAUUUAGAAUGGGUCAUUACGAGUAAUUCAACUUUAUUGCCCAAAGAAGACCUCAGAUUUGACUUUAGAGGAAACGAUUAGUUUGACAUAUUUUAUGGAAAGCAGUGGCCAAAGAAAGACGGCAGAGCAUUUUAGUGUUAUCAAGACAACAGAUGGCAAAAUCUAAAGAAACGAAAAACAAACCUGAUGAUGCUGACGAGGAAGAAGGACUGAGAAUCAUUUGAAAAUCACAGAAACGCCAAAAGAGGAUGAAAUCAGACAUCUUUUAAUCUAAACUGAUGAGGAAUGUCAUGCGACAUCACUCGCAUAUUCCACACCUUGGCUCGCGCCCUGGAAUCUACAGAAGUAAAGGUUAACCGAUCGAAGGAUCCACUUAAAGUGCAGUCUUCAAAGCGAACUGACCGGUUGUGUUUUUGGAACCGAGCGGAAAGCCUGCGUCAGAACCUGCACAUAUUGGCGAAUUAUUUGAAACGCGUCAGGCAGCUCACUGGCACCAGCGUCGGUAAUAAAUUCAAGCAGAAAUCUCACAGGGAUUUAACGGAGCAAGUGACUGUACUUAUCGAUCAAUGUGCCGCGUUGCUGGUACAAUUAAAAGGAGUAACUGCGAAAAGUGAAUGCCCUGAAGGUGGACCUCAGUUGAUGCAGCAUGAGCAGGCAAUCUGUGACUCACUUGAAGAAUCAUUAAACAAACUUCGGCAUCUUCGGAAUGCAGAGGAAGAACGUCAACGUCACCUUUUGGAGAUAACCGCCAGUCUGGCCACUGGUGUUCGCUCGGUUUCGCCAUCGCUGUUAAAGUUACGCGAUGCUUCUUUCAAAAAAGGUGAGGCCUCGGAGCAGUGGCCAGACAAAUCAAACCCUAUCAUCCCGAAUAUGAAAAGACCAACUGAAAACCACAACUUCCUAGAUUCAAAUCUCACUGAGGUUGAGUUGCAGUCCUUUGAACGUGAAAAUCAAAUGUUAUACCAACACUUGAGUGACCAACGGGAUGAGCUCCACUUGGUGGCCCGCGCUGUUUCAGAAAUUGGCCGACUGAAUCAAACCUUGUCUACUCAUCUAGCGGAGCAAUUAGAGACCGCGGAAAGCAUCGGUUCCCAUUUCUCCACUGCCACAGAGCACAUUCGACAAGGCAACGAGUUUCUACAAAGCGCCUUGAGUUCAAAGGCCACUGUGCAAUUUUGGAUUCUGUUCACUAUGAUUGUGUUGACUUUUUCACUGCACUUUCUCGAUUGGUACUAUCCCUGAUGGUGUGUGCAAGCAGCACAACAUUGGCCCGCGACCAUUUAGGUUACUGUGCGAAAAGCGUGAUGUGCCAGUCUCGUGGAAAAACAACGAACGCCCUACGACAGCUCGUAGCUCUCUGAAUAUUCUCACUUAUCUGGGUGAAUAAAUUUGUACUGUAAUCAAAUUCAAAACCUUCUUUACGAUGUGCGUGGUUUAAUACCAUUAGUGUAGUGAGAGCGUGCGCUUAUGUUUCGACCGGAGAACAUGUUAAAAAUAUGCAAACUGAUCCACCUGAGUCAGCUGUUCUAAUAAAAUUGCUGUUGUUUGUUU